UUCUCUGCUGCGUUCACAUGUGUCCCCAACGACUCCGCGUAGCGCUCACUGCGCCAAGGUGAGCGUGUUCUGUGGGAACCGAUGUGAGCGGCUCACCGCCUGACUGACUGACCCAGAGAGAGAGAGAGAGAGAGACAGAGAGAGAGAGAGAGAGAGACCAUCUUUCCUCCCUCACAACCCAUCUUCCCCUCGCCUGUUAGAGACCGCAGCGCCAGCCGUUCGCUUCGGCAUCUUUCUCUUCUCCUCCUCCUCCUCCCCCUCAUCUUCCUCGCUGCGUCUCCUCUUCAUCCAGAGGAGGAACCGGAGAGCCCCCUCGUGAUUUUGUGGAAAUACAUUUUUUUGCUCUAUUUUUUUCCCUGCUGGGUGUUGGUAGCGCGCAGUUGGUGCGCGCCUCUGCAAAUUCCGGUGAAUGGUGGAUUUGGCAAACAUGGAGAGCGUGGAGAAGGAAUGCGGGGCCCUCGGGGGUCUGUUCCAGGCGAUUGUCAACGACAUGAAGUGUUCCUAUCCUGUGUGGGAGGACUUCAGUGCCAAGGCCACCAAGCUGCACUCCCAGCUCCGAACCACUGUUCUGGCUGCUGUGGCCUUCCUGGACGCCUUUCAGAAGGUGGCAGACAUGGCCACCAACACCAGAGGGGCAACUAGAGAUAUUGGUUCAGCUCUGACCAGGAUGUGCAUGAGGCAUCGCAGCAUCGAGGCCAAACUUCGCCAGUUCACCAAUGCUUUGAUGGAGAGUCUCAUCACUCCUCUCCAGGACAAGAUUGAGGACUGGAAGAAAACAGCCAACCAGCUGGAUAAGGACCAUGCGAAAGAGUACAAGAGGUCACGCCACGAGAUCAAGAAGAAGUCAUCUGACACCAUGAAACUACAGAAGAAGGCUCGUAAAGAGAUCCAGGGGCGAGGAGACCUGCAGCCUCAGCUCGACAGUGCCAUGCAGGAUGUUACCGACAUGUGCCUGUUAAUGGAGGAGACAGAGAAGCAGGCAGUGCGCCGCGCCCUGGUGGAGGAGAGGGGUCGCUUCUGCACCUUCAUUGGCUUCCUGCAGCCAGUCGUGAACGGAGAGAUCGCCAUGCUGGGAGAGAUCACUCACCUCCAGGCCAUCAUUGAUGACCUCACUGUGCUGACAACAGAUCCUCACAAACUGCCCCCUGCUAGUGAACAGGUGAUUAAGGAUCUCAAGGGGUCAGAUUACAGCUGGUCCUAUCAGACCCCUCCCUCAUCUCCCAGCAGCUCUGGCUCACGCAAGAGCAGCAUGUGCAGCAGUGUCAACAGCGCCCACAGUAGUGCCUCCCGUUCGUCAGGAGGAGGAGGUAGUUGUGGUUUUGGCGGAGGUGGUGGUGGAGGUUCCCAACCGCACUCACCCACCUCCUCCUCCUCCUCCUAUCGGUACCGCAGCAGCCUGCCGCACCAGCCUCCUCCGCCGGGGGGCAUCGCAGCACACCGCCUCAGCAGCGUCUCCUCCCACGACUCUGGCUUCGUGUCCCAGGAUGCUAAUAUCUACUCCAAGCCCCCGUCACCCAUGCCCUCGGACAUCACGAGCCAGAAGUCGUCCAGCUCAGCAUCAUCUGAGGCCUCAGAAACCUGCCAGUCGGUCAGUGAAUGCAGCUCCCCCACCACUUUUGGCUCGUCCUUCGCAACCUUCCGCCCCGCUCUCUCUCACUCUGGCUCCACCAGGCCUCUCUCUGUCAUUCUUCCCGUUCCUGCGUCCCCACCCUAUAACUGCCCCCCCGGAUCCAGCUCCUCCUCUCCCACAUCAAAGGUUCCUAUCUGGAAGGAUUGGUCCAAAGCAGGUCAGUAUGAACAGCCCGUGGCUGCAGCAGCAGUUCAGAGGAGAAAGGAGCCCCUCGAUAGACUGAGGGAGAGCGAAGCGUCGCCAGGCUCCCAGGGGUACGCUGGGCCAUCACACCCCGAUGAUGGCCAGAGAGCCAGGAUGACCCCGGCUACUAUUGCUGCCAAGCAUGGAGAGGAGGUUUCCCCAGCAGCCAGUGACCUGGCCAUGGUGCUGACCAGAGGGCUGAGUGUGGAGCAGCAGAAGAACAGCAGAGACUCGCUGCAGUACUCCAGUGGAUACAGCACAGAGACCACAACCCCAUCCUGCUCUGAGGACACCAUCCCCUCACAAGGUUCAGACUAUGACUGCUACUCAGUGAAUGGUGAUGCUGAAGGCCCAGAUGGACAGACAGAGUUUGACAAGUCCUCCACCAUUCCUCGUCACUCUAAUAUCGCCCAGAACUACCGGCGCAUGAUCCAGACCAAGAGGCCAGCCAGUACAGCCGGCCUCCCCACUGGUGUUCUUGCUCAUGGGAUAUCAGGACAGCCUGGUGGAGGUGGAGCAGGGACUCCAGGCACUGCCACCAUUCGACGAACCCCAUCUACUAAACCGGGUGUUAGGCGCACAUUGUCCAAUGCGGGUCCCAUCCCGAUCCGACCACCCAUUGUGCCUGUCAAGACCCCCACUGUUCCCGGAGACUCACAUUCACCUGGGGCAGGGGGUGGUGCGUAUGCAGCUGGAGGACAUGCAGGUGGUGUACCUGUGCGUGUGGGCAGUGAGGAGUGUGUGUUCUUUGCUGGAGUGGAGGAUGCACAGGGUGCGCUUGAUUAUGUGAAGGCGUCACCCAAGCGCCUCAGCCUGCCUAAUACUGCCUGGGGAUCAGGGGCAGCGUUAGAGGUCUAUGCCCAACAGCAUGGGGGUCUUGUAAUGGGGACAGGCUCAGGGGCCGGAUCAGAGGAGGAUCAGAUGAUUGCAGCCAAUCGGCACAGCUUAGUGGAGAAGAUCGGCGAGUUAGUAGCCAGUGCACAUGCCCUUGGAGAGGGGCAGUUCCCUUUCCCCACCCUUCCUGAUGACCCGGCCCUGCCACUGACCAGCUCCACUGAUGCUCAGACAGGGACAGAGGAAGCAGAGGGGUCUGGUGAUAUGUUGACCACUAUCAGGAGAGGAGUUCGCCUUCGCAAGACCGUGUCCAAUGACCGCUCUGCACCGCGCAUCUUGUGAUUGGAGGAGAAGCAGGAAGAAGAUGAUACUCGUCAGCCAAUAGGAAGUCAGGUGUUGGUGUGGUGCAACCCAACCGCCUAGUACAUUCACGAAAAACUUAACCAUGUAGGGAAAGCUAUAAUAUAAAAGAAGAUGAAUAAAAACAUACACAAAAAAUAAGUUUUAAAACAUCAUUAGAGUAAAUUAUAUAUAAUAUUACAAUGACAAUAACAUUGUUAAUGUUAAUUCAUGCUGACAAUUAAAAGUUAAAUACUGAAUAUUGACAGGCUCCUAGCAGGCCACUAUAACUAGUGUGUGUUGGACGCAUGUUUGUCUUCUCUACACCCUCACCCAGGGACGGACAGACUCGUAGGAGAGACAGGUAAAAAAAUGAGGCGAAGAAAGCGUGAAAGACUGGGUUCUGUUCUGUUUGCCAAUCUUCACUUUUCCCCACCCUCUUCUCUAACUAACCCAAACCAUCUAAUCCCAGAUGAAAGACUGAUGACUGAACGAGGGGCCACUGGGGACGAAAGGGAGAAGUGGGAGGGGGGAUUAGAGUUCCAUGUGACUGGCUGGAUUUGAACUGGCUGUCUCAGCAACAACACACUGUACUUAUUAGCCCAGUAAACUGAAGCUUUGGUAUUAGCACGGGGAGCUAACAAGCCAGACGGCUUCUCUGGUUCAUCCGAAAGUAUGAGUCUGUUGGCAUUGAACCGUGCUAGUGCCCCUUCCCCUCUCUCUCUCUCUCUCUCUCUCUCUGUUUAGUGUGUGUGCAUUCAUGUGUAUGUAUGUGGGCAAAUGUGAAAGAUGGUUGCGUGCGCAUGUGGAUGAAUGUGUGUGUGCGUGCGCGAGGGGGGUGGGUAGAGCUCUGCUGCAGGACAGCUGGUUACCCAAUGAGGGCAGGGCUUUUCUCCUGUGUGUCGUACGUGUAAUUUCUUGUUUAUAUUGUGACGUCAUUUACCUUGUUGCCACUGUACGAGACGUUAGGAGAAGUAAUCCAGGCGUAUAGAUAUAUUCAUAUAUAUUUUCUAGAACCAGAGAGAAAUGUUAAAUCAGAAAUGGAGCAAUAAAUGUGUUUUAUUUUCUUGUUUCGAAAAAAAAAAGAGGAUUGAUGGGAGUUUUGUGGAUUCUCCUUUGUCACAUUCAGGCAAUCAUCAGGAAUGCUAAAUUACACAUUGACUGUGAAUUCAUGCCAAGCCAGGUUUGGCCUUUUUUUUUCUCUCUCUGUCCCUGUCUCUGUUUAGGGGAGGAAGCUGAUCACAAAAAAAAAAAUGUUGAGAAAAAAAGGAAAACUGUAAGCACUUUGAAGCAGUAGGUGGUAGUGUAGAGUAUGUACAAUAGCCACUAGGUGUUGCUGUAGUCAUACAGUCUAAUAGGGAGCAUGAACGUGAGAGAGAAGGUUGUCAAUAAGACUGUGUCCUGAGGAAAUUAUUUAAUUUGUGGAAGAAAGAGGAAGUGAAGAAGACUUGUAAUUGGAGUGGACUGAUUGGUCAAAUGAGAGAUGGGAUAAGAAAGUUAAAUCUAAAUAUUUAUUUAGAAAUGGACUGGAGGUCACGGCCCUUCAGGGCUCUACAAGCCAUCGCCAGCUGUGGACUCUUGAAUAGUGCUGAGGGUUUUUAUGAUGUGGUUGCGAGACUGAGCACACAAUCCCCUAGAACAACUCUACAUAGAGAGGUCAGGCUACUUUUGGAAAUAAGCUUUAGAUGGUUGGUUCACCCUCAUGACAAACAGGCAUGUUCUCAUUAGCCAUGCAGAUUGUUUCGGUUUAAUUUUAUCCAGGUUAACAUUUCUGACUCCUCCCCAACAAUCAGGGUGAAGGCAAUUUUAUUUGUGAUGCUCAUAACAUUAAAACAAUCCUGUUGAAAACAGCUCCUUCUCUGCCCAGAGACAAUAGUCUUGUUUCUCUGGUUCAUUGACAGAUUCUCUUUUCUAAAUCUAUAUAUAUUCUACCAGGAGAUGUUACAGUAACUUGGAUACUUUCUCAGACUCAUCACUGUGGAUUUUUUUAAAAUGCUUUUUUGAUACUGCAAGCACAACAAAUUCAAUAAACCUCUAUUGUACUAGGGUGGAGGCAGGAAUCUCACAUACCUGGGCGAAUAGAUCCCAAACCAUCACAAAGCAGGAUAUUAGAGAAUAUGUUUAUUUGUAAUUGGGCUCCACUGACUUUUAAACCUACAACAGUAGACUUAGGAUGCAAUUUACAUGUGUCCAAAUCCCAUACAACCAAGCAAUCUCAUAUUUAUGUAUAAAUACAUAUCAGCACAUUGGCUUAUCUGCAAUUAUGGUCGUACCUAUAAAUAAUGUCAUCUUGCAUAGUGGGGAGGCACAGUUAAGCCUUGAACAUGGCUGACCAACAACCUUUAGCCCCAGAUUCACUUUAGUCAAAACCUUCUCCUUGUAUUUAACGACCUACAGCAAUUGUGUGUUUCAUACAAAAUUAUACAGCACAAAAAGAAACUGACGAAAGAACAUGUGCAGUUUGUUGCUAACAGUGUUGGGCAAGAACACAUAGUGAAAUGUCAUGGUCAUCAUUUGUUUUUCCACUAAGCAUAAAGGGAUUGGGCUGGUAUAAGAUAUCCAGAUAUUUCAUUACAGUUACUUAUUAACAGUUUAGGCAUCAAACUGUUGGAGGUGUAGAAGAUAGCAGACGUCAGCUGGACACGAUAGCUGAGUGAAGGGCAGUUGGCGGUUUGCCCCUGUCAAACAAGGGUAAACAAACACCUCCCACCAACUCCAAUGUUUUCUGACAGCAUUCAUACAUAGUGAUUUCUGAGCUGACAGUCAGCAACAGGUUGCUUUGCUUUUGGCUCUGUGAGGUCACCAGCUCUGGGCUAAUGUUAACUCUUGGCAGUCUUUAAAAGUAAAGUAACAAGUAAUGUUACUUACUACUGUUCUGGCAAUGUGGUGUUUAACUAGUAACUUAUUACAUUUUUCAUAGUUCAGGUUCGUCACCAGAAAGGAUUUAAACAUAACCACAUUCCUUCUAUUUAUUCAGUCACAGAAAAUUAAUGUUGUUCCAGUGAUCAAGUUUUUUUAGCCUAUUGAUUGUUGUGUGAGCUCAACAUUGCUGUCUUAGCUAAAUUAAACCUACCAGGCUACCCCAGUGCAUUUCAGUCCAGCUCAGUGCAGAUAACCCAGUUGGGCUCAGGGCACGGCAGAAUGAACAUUUGUGGACAUUAAGGAAAGGUGAUGAUGCGUUUACUGAUGACAAAGAAGCAGAAUAGUUUGAGUUAGACUCGUGAAACUGACAGAGAGAGGAAAAGAUGUGUGGAACGAGCAUUUCACUGCCUGUUCAUACAGUGUGUACUGUAUAUGCUGAUACUUGUAACCGAGAAUCAGGCGCACAGAUUUGGUAUAUAGGUUUGUUAGGAAAUAUUACAUGGACAAUUUAGUUUAUAUUAUUUUUUCAUCCUGCAGUAGGCUACUGUUUGAAUAUUAAGUCUUACUUUUCAUUAAUGUAAAAAGAAGAAAAAAAUACUCCAGUUGUAACACAAACUACUAAGCUGUGUAACAUAUGGAUGCGGGGUGCGUGGGUCGAGAGCGAGUGUGUCUUUGUUUGGCUGUUGAACUGUAGGCUAGGUGAAUUCUUCAUCAACAUGUCUGUACGUGCUUUUAGCAGUGACUUGAACAUAGCCAGUGACAUCAGCACUCUUUUUGUCCACCUAUUUAUUAUAUUUUGCUGAAUAGAGCACUGUUUUAGACAUGUGUGUGGCUGUUUUAAAGAGAAAAUUAGGUUGAUUUAAUAUAAAGAGACAGAGAGGAGGAUGUUUGCGAGUUUCAAACAUUGUCCCCCUCUGCAAGCACUUUUCUUUCUUUUUAUUUACUACAGUGCUUCAGCAAGGGGAUGUUUUAUUGUUUUUGUCUGGGGGGGUAAUACUGUAAGUGUCCUGUCACAUGCGGAUGUUGCGUGUUGUAUCAGGUGAAUCAGACUGGGUGAGAGGGUGGAAGGGGAGAGCAGAGGGCUCGGACUUCACCGCCCCCCCUCCCUAAAAUAGAAAAGUUAAAAGUAAAAAAAUGUUCAUCUGAAGUGUUUGUUUCAGACGACACAUUGUACACGGAUAUACAUACAUUUCCGGAAUGUACUACAAGCUGUGUGACUUGCUCGAAAUGUUGCAACGUCAGAAUUUUGUUCUUGUACAACUGAAUGAAGUUUCCUGUCUGAACGGCAGGGAAGCAACACAAUAAUAGUGUGCAUGUAUGUACAUUCACCAUGAUGUUCCAGUGUGGGCGUGUUAAAGGAAAGUACUACUGUUUUGUCCACUCGAGGGUACUUGGUGAUCCCCCAUCUACAACCUAUUCCAUACUGCACGGCUCUAAAUGUAUGAUUUGGACAUUUGAAAACUAUCCAAGGACGCUGCUAGAGCAGAUUCCACUAGUCUGAGUGUUUGCGUGCUGUGCGUAUAUCAAUUCUAUUGCAAAGUGACACAAUUGAACUCACUGCCACUUGUCUACAGUAAGUAAUUGCUUGAGUAAAGGGUUUAUAAACUCCUGCAGAACAGACUCAUUUCCAGACGAUGGACACUAACUCAGGACAAGACAAGGCUUCUGAAAAACAUAGGGUUUUCACAUUGACUGAGAGCUCAAGAUGUAACUGCACACAGGAUGACUGGCUGUGAGAUGAGUGUAAGAUACAACACUGCUACUUUCCUUGAAAUCGCCCCCAAAUAACAGCACAAGUUAUCCAACUAAACAAUAAUUUCUUUUUUUUACAUGCUGAAUUAACUGUGUACUGAACUAACUGUCUGAACAAGCUGAAAUAACUGCUCUGCUACACACGUGUCAAUAUGCCAAUUUUUUAUGAGUUGUUGUCUGUGGGUAGAAGUCGGCAAAGCAGAGCUACAGUGAAAACAUUCUGUAGGAAUAUACAGGACAUAAUUACAUGCGUGCAGGCAUGCGUGCAUACACACACUCACAGAAAGACUUGCACAAACGCACACAUAUACACACUGUAGGAUACACACAGGGAGGAGAGUACACAGUCGUGACUACAGCAUGCCUAAACGAAACAAGCAGCGUAGAAAACAUUUUAAAAUGGGAAAUAUUCUCAACUUUCAGUGACAUGGCAACAUUGAAAUAUCCUCAGCCCUGAGCUGUCUUGUUGCCAGCAAUAUCUAUAUAAAUACAAACACGGAACAUAUGCUACAUUUCUGUCAUGUUACAGCGAUAUUCAUACACUAUUGCAUACUGACUUCAGAAAAUACUCUUUCUUUAGUCCCAGUCCCACAGACUCUCCGUGCUGUUGAGUAUUGAGUUUGUGCAUAUAGAUUGUAAAAUGUUAAAGGAGUCGUUUGACAUUUUGGGGACCAUUCAUUGCCUUCGGGCUGAUAGCUGAAAACAUGAAUUCCACCUGUAAGCAGCCUGUCGAUUGUCAGUAAACCUCAGCAUAAAAGCAGAUGGAAGAACAGCAAAAACAAAACCCUCCUUCAACGUUACACAAUCCACCAGUGUCUCAAAUUGAAUUCACACAAAAAAAGUUUGUUGCGCUUCCAUCCACUAUCUACACCACUCAUCCUCUCGAGGAUUGUGGGGGGAGCCAAUCCCAGUACACCCUGAAAAGGUCACCAUUGCAUUGCAGGGUCAACAUACAGCCAAAUAACCAUUCACACUCACAUUCACUCGUACGGUACUUGUACUCUCCACUGUGGGGGGAAGCGCCCAGAGGAACCCACUUGGACAUGGGGAGGACAUGCAAACUUCACACAGAGAUUCCAACCUGGAAUACCACAUGCCACCCAUCUGAGGCAUCCUAAGAAAAACAAAAGAACCAAAAUUCUCCAAAAUAUUCAUCUCCUCCUUUAACAUUUGAUGAAAACCUUUGUUUGAUCCUUCUCUGAGAUGGUGGAAACACAGCCAGAUUGAGACAGAAAGACUCAACAGCAACAUUGUCUGCAAAGCCUCGAUGAAAAACUGCCAAUUCAGUCUUGAGUUUGCCUUUCAACAAACACAUCUUUAACCAAAAGCAAAAGAAAUCUGGAUUUUGAAAUCCCUCUGAUCCCCAGACACCUCCAUAUCCCUGUCUUCUUUUUCCUCUGUAUUCUGUUUCUCAUUCUUUUCUUAAAACACCGCUGAACCUCCACAGAUCGAUACUCACAGGGAAUCUAGCUGACAAAUCACAAAACAUUGCCUGUCAUAGAGAGUCUGGAUUGCUGUACUCUGUCUCUGUGCCUCACAGCCCAUCAAAGCUAAUGAAAAAUAAUUCUGAUGAAGUCUUUAUUUUCAUCAUAGUCACUCUCUCUCUCUCUGCCUCCCCCUGACUCCUCUUCCUCCCUCUCUCUCCAUGUCUGUGUGUGUCAGUGUGCAACACUCCACGUGCAUGUGUGUGUGUGUGGUAAUGGCUAACGGGUGGUAUCAUUAUGGGUCCAGAGUGAGCUGUUCAAAGAAGUGUCAGCUGGGGCAAACUUCUCCCUCCUGCACCAGUAACGUGAGCUGGUUUUAAAGCAAGCAGCUGGAUGUCUCCAUCUCAGCACUAGAUUACAUUUUAAUUAAUUUUGAUCAAGCUUUUUCAGACAUAUCCUUUUGGCUUAAUCUCACAGGCUGUUUAUAUUACUUUGAUGGUUUCUUGGUGAGCUGUUAAAAAAAAACCCUGCAAGAUGCAAGUGUGGGUAGUAAUUCAACAUGCAGAGGGAUAUUUCACCCACAUUACCAUCACAAACAAUCUGAGGGUGAGCUUCGUAGCCAUUUUGCUAUAUUUCUGAUUCCGCUGCUGUCUCGCCUGCUUUUGGGGAUGCGCUGUUUGUGCUGCAUUUUUAGCACCGCUCUGGUCUUAAUAAAUCGAUGUCAUGCAUUGUGGAAUAGAGGUGAAUGAGUCACUGCGUGUGCAAUGGCCAACUUAAAGCUAAAACCUAGUGCCUGGAUAAAUGCAGGGCCUGAAAACAUGAGGUCUGGGGCAGAGAGCUUUUAAUAAAGUGCAGCAAAAACAAUUUGAAUAAAAAGAUUUCUUCAUCAAAGUCAGAGAUGAAGAUCUCAUAUUUCCAGAUCCAUAUCUUCCAUAACAUUAUUGGCCAGCUACUAAAAACACAAUUUACCGUUUCAUUAAUAAGCUAUUCUCCAACCACAGUAAGAAAUGUAGAGGCUGAGGAAGAUUUGAGCCGCAGGAAUCGACAAUGUGUCAUUUUGUUAUUGUCAGAUGUGACAUAAUGGGAUUAAAAGUAAGGUAGGCAGGAGCUGAGGCUGCCUGUUGAUGGUCGAUGAUCAUAAAACAUAUAGCAGUGGCCGACCCACUCAUUAGUUUUGUUGACUAUCCAUACAUUCAGAUGAGUUUCCGUAGUUACUUAGAUUUAUGGGAAAUUGAGUGUUUGCACAUAGCUUGAACUUGCCAUUAGAAAUGUUUUGUGAUUGUGAUGUGUGCAUUUAAAUGCACAGAGAACUCUCAACCAUUUUGAUAAAUAAUUGCUGUUGAGGGAAAGUUAUAUGUAUUUACGAUGAGACCUGUAUAUACAACCCACUCCUUUAGCCAUCUGCCCAGGUUAUAUUGAGUGUGUGUGUGUGUGUGUGUGUGUGUCUGUACACUGUAUUGUGUUGCAAGUGGUUCAGACCCCUGCUGUUCCUCCCCCCACCUCCCACACACAAUCUGUCAAUCGUUCCUACCAUCUAAUCCACUACACACACACACACAAAAUUGACUAAGGUAGAUUCUUUCAAGUGACAUGGGGGUCAUGAUGAAACACAGUGUAACUUCCUGUCAUACAGCCAUGCGGAGGGGAGUGGCCUCCUGGUGCCAAGGCCACUUUAACUAAACUGAGUCUUUCUGUCGGUGUUCCAGUUCUUGCUAGUAGUCUCUCGCUCGCUCGCUCUCUUCCUCUACAAACCUUCAUCUGCACUCGACACAGAAAUCUCUUCACAACUGAGCCGUUAAAAUCAUUUCAAUGGGUCUGUUCUGUUCAAACGACAUCAUUGUGACGGUCAGCUUCAUCUUUCUGUACAAAUCGAUCUUCUGCUCCUCUCGUCCCUCCUGAGUAGCCCUGAAGGCACUAUGGUCUUGUCUUUCUCUCUUUUUCCCCCUCUCACCUCUUCUGCUCUUCUUCUUUAAUUUAUCGUGAAUUAAUUUCUGAGGUUGUUUGGCCUUUCAGUCGCUGAUGUUGAGGUUUUUUCUUUUCUGUCUUUUUUUUGUUAACUUUAGUCACUGCUAAUGUAACAAAACGCACUGUGAUGA
Paralichthys olivaceus (Japanese flounder) is the source of this 11120-nucleotide messenger RNA. The record is from RefSeq and is a predicted model, not a curated record. NCBI's taxonomy places the organism in Eukaryota, Metazoa, Chordata, Actinopteri, Pleuronectiformes, Paralichthyidae.